AUGUUCUACGCUGGACAACUCUAUACCACCAUCGGCUAUGGAUUUCCUGCCACAAGUACAGCUGCAGGACGGGUCGCCUCUAUUUUCUAUAUCUUGUUCGGUAUCCCAAUAUUUCUUAUUAUCUUGAAGGAUAUAGGUCGCUUGAUGUCAAGAGGUUGUCGCAAGCUUUACAAACGGUUACGGGCGUCACGACGCAAAAUUGCAGACUCCAGAUCAGUGCAAAGUGUCUCGCAGUUCAUUUCGAGGAUCUACAAAUCAAAAGAUGGGACCUAUGAGAAUGGUGGUGCUCGGAAACGUGAUCUCGAACUCGGUCCUGACCAGCAGAAUAAGAUGAAUGCUCGUCUACAUGCAGAGAACGCUUUCCCGAUUCCAAUCGCUUUGUCGAUGCUGUUCUUCUGGAUUCUCUUCUCAGCCUCCCUGUUCUGUUAUUGGGAACGGGAAUGGGGCUACCUGACUUCCAUCUAUUUCUUCUUUGUCUCUAUCAGGUACAUUAGG
Molecule: messenger RNA, 495 nt
Organism: Ostertagia ostertagi
Lineage: Eukaryota; Metazoa; Nematoda; Chromadorea; Rhabditida; Trichostrongylidae
Source: the annotation of a GenBank genome assembly